AUGGAGGGCCCCUCGGAAGGGAAGGCGCCCGCGGCGGCGCUGGCCGCCGUGCUGAAGCACAGCUCCGCGCUGCCGCCCGAGAGUACCCAGGUCCGGGGCUAUGACUUCAACCGCGGCGUGGAUUACCGCGCGCUGCUGGAGGCCUUCGGCACCACCGGCUUCCAGGCCACUAACUUCGGGCGGGCGGUACAGCAAAUCAACGCCAUGAUUGAGAAGAAGCUGGAGCCGCUGUCACAGGAGGAGGAUCAGCAUGCAGACCUGACCCAGAGCCGCCGCCCGCUCACCGGCUGCACUAUUUUCCUGGGCUAUACGUCCAACCUCAUCAGCUCAGGCAUCCGUGAGACCAUCCGCUACCUUGUACAGCACAACAUGGUGGAUGUCCUGGUGACCACGGCAGGGGGCGUGGAGGAGGAUUUCAUCAAGUGCCUGGCACCCACGUACCUGGGCGAGUUUAGCCUCAGGGGGAAGGAGCUCCGGGAGAAUGGGAUCAACAGGAUUGGGAACCUUUUGGUGCCCAAUGACAAUUACUGCAAGUUUGAGGACUGGGUGAUGCCCAUUCUGGAUCAGAUGGUGCUGGAGCAGAACACAGAGGGUGUGAAGUGGACACCGUCCAAGAUGAUCGCCCGGCUUGGCAAGGAGAUCAACAAUCCAGAGUCGGUGUAUUACUGGGCCCAGAAGAACCACAUCCCUGUGUUGAGCCCAGCGCUCACGGAUGGCUCGCUGGGUGACAUGAUCUUCUUCCAUUCCUACAAGAACCCUGGCCUCGUCCUGGACAUUGUUGAGGCCCCUCUUUCCCCAGAUCUGAGGCUCAUCAACACCCAGGCCAUCUUUGCCAAGCGCACUGGAAUGAUCAUCCUGGGCGGGGGCCUGAUCAAACACCACAUUGCCAAUGCCAACCUCAUGCGGAAUGGGGCUGACUAUGUGGUGUACAUCAACACAGCCCAGGAGUUUGAUGGCUCCGACUCUGGUGCCCGGCCGGAUGAAGCUGUCUCUUGGGGCAAGAUCCGGGUGGAUGCACAACCUGUCAAGGUCUUUGCUGAUGCUUCCCUGGUCUUCCCCCUGCUUGUGGCUGAAACCUUUGCCCAGAAGGUGGAUGCCUUCAUGCCUGAGAAGAAUGAGGACUAAGCAGCUGACACCCCAGGGAGGCCUCACCCUGCCUCUAUUUAUUAGUUUGAAAACCCAGCCCCCUACCCUCUAUGGUCAGCAUUAUGUCCAAAAUAAAUGGUCUCAGCCUUU
Molecule: messenger RNA, 1236 nt
Organism: Loxodonta africana (African savanna elephant)
Lineage: Eukaryota; Metazoa; Chordata; Mammalia; Proboscidea; Elephantidae
Gene: DHPS
Product: deoxyhypusine synthase
Exons: 9
Coding region: 1-1125 (374 amino acids)
Biological process (GO): peptidyl-hypusine biosynthetic process
Cellular component (GO): cytoplasm
Molecular function (GO): deoxyhypusine synthase activity
Source: RefSeq, a predicted model, not a curated record